Messenger RNA from Vespula pensylvanica (western yellowjacket), 10283 nucleotides. It is a transcript of the gene dom, whose product is annotated as helicase domino. The record is from RefSeq and is a predicted model, not a curated record. Gene Ontology annotation, cellular component: Swr1 complex. NCBI's taxonomy places the organism in Eukaryota, Metazoa, Arthropoda, Insecta, Hymenoptera, Vespidae. Gene Ontology annotation, molecular function: ATP hydrolysis activity; histone binding; ATP-dependent chromatin remodeler activity. The transcript is spliced from 33 exons. The coding region runs from base 134 to 8770 and encodes 2878 amino acids.
UUUCCUUUACGCCAAAGCUAUGUACGCCACGCAUGCACAUGGUCGAAGAUAGGCAAUCGUGUGCACGUGCUUUCGAACAGAAAAGAUUUCGAAGGUGGGAUGAGCUACAUGUAUCGCCGAAAUACUGGAUGAGAUGAUAAUGUCACAUGUAAUGAGUGAUAAGCAAAGUGCACCUAUUUUGCCGCCCCUUUCCGGGGGUGGAGGAAAUAAUGGGGGAAACAAUGGCGGUGCAACUCAACAAACUGUCAGUCUCCAGCAGGUUCUGGCUACAGCCCAAGGACUCAAUGUACUCACCACGGGUGGUGGGCAGCAGUUUGUUAUUACUUCACAAGUUUCCGGCCUUACACAGGUUGUUACAAGCAGUGCCACAACCAGUACAAAUGUUCAGCAAGUUGGUGUUACAAGGAUUGUUAAUAUUAGUAACACACCACCGCGUGUUAGUACUGUGGGAGUUCCAGGUGCAAGUGGUUCACCUCUUACAUCACCUUCUCGUCAAACUCCAACUAAAGUUGUAUUGGCAACCUCUCCUAAACUCGUUCGGACUUCUAUGGGAAACAUGUUUAUUGCGCCUACUUCUCAAGUUUCAAUGCAAUCACCACCAGCAAGAAAAAGAUUGAAACUUACAGAAAGUACAGAAAAAAUAACUGCCACUGCAGAUGAUGCAAUGGGUUAUAGAAGACGUAUUAUGGAACAUAAAAUGAAAAGGAUGAGAGCGAUAAGAGAAAAAUAUGCUGAGAAUGCUUCAGAGUUAUUCUUUCUUCAUGCUGGUGGCAAUAUGAUGGAUUUUCAAGCUUGGAGAAAACGGCCACCUACAUCACAGUAUUUACAUUUUUUAAGGCAACAUAGAUUAGAUACGGAAGACAAUAAUGAAGAUUUAUCGGUUCCAUUACCAUCAAUACCAGAAAUUUCACUACCUCCGGUUACAUCUGCCUCAACUACAGUUCCUACGAACCAGAGUGCAGAAGUGAAGAUUUCUGGAGUUGGUGUAACUCCGGUUGCAGUAUCUACAACUUUACCUGCUGCUGUAGCUCAACUUAGUCAACAAGGACAAGUACCAGGUAGGCCUCAAGGGGGCCGCCAUGGCAUGGUGUUUGCCUUCCGAGCAGCAAUACAAUCUUCACCAGUCACCGUUCACCCUCCACCUACUUCUACUCUAGCACCCACGCUCAUUAUAGGAGGAACUCCAAUAGUUCCAGAAAUACCAAAACAUACAACUCCUGCAAGUCCAGUUACCGAGAAAACACCUAUCACUCCAGUUGUAACAAAAGCUCCUAGUCCUUCUAGAAGUACUUCACAACCUGUUGUUAAGCUUAUGAAAUUACCUACUAGUUCUGUAGUUUCAAAUGAUAUUACAAAUAAUCAAGAACAAAUUGUAGAGAAGGCAAAACAAGAAGCAUACGUAAUGCAAAGGAUUGCAGAGUUACAACGCGAAGGAUUAUGGUCCGAAAGAAGAUUGCCAAAAGUACAGGAGCCUGCAAGAACAAAGGCUCAUUGGGAUUACUUAUUGGAAGAAAUGGUUUGGCUAGCUGCCGAUUUUGCUCAAGAACGAAAAUGGAAGAAAGCUGCCGCGAAAAAAUGUGCUCGUAUGGUUCAAAAACAUUUUCAAGAAAAAGCUAUACAAGCUCAAAAGGCUGAAAAGUCUCAAGAACUUAGGCUCAAGAAAAUUGCUAGUUUUGUUGCAAAAGAAAUUAAGACUUUUUGGGCAAAUGUAGAGAAGCUGGUGGAGUACAAACAACAAACAAGGUUAGAAGAAAAAAGAAAAAAAGCAUUAGACCAGCAUUUAAAUUUCAUUGUAGGACAAACAGAAAAAUAUUCAACAUGGUUAACUGAAGGUCUUAAUAAGACAGAUGGUUCGCAAAGUAUUCCAGCUUCAAUAAAUAGUUCACGCAUUUCCUCGCCAGUACCAAUUGGAAAAUCUCACUCUGAUGAAGAGUUUCAGCCAAAUCAAAGUUCAGAUGAUGAUGAAGAGACUAUUGCUAAAGCUGAAGAAGAAAUGAAAUCAACUGUAGAUCAAAAAGAGGAGAUUGAAUUAUUGAAAAAAGAAUCGGAAAUGCCUUUAGAAGAUCUUUUGAAAGAUCUACCGCCGAAUUAUCUGGAAGAACGAAAUAAAAGUUUAUCGCCUAGCGGAAAAGAAGUUGAGGAAACGGAAAAUGAAAAAACUGCUGAUGGAGACACUGAUUUUGUCGCUGCAUCGGAUGAGUCUACAGAUGAAGAAGAUACUAUAUUGGAACAAGAAAAAUUGGAAGAAAAUACAGACCACAAACAAGAGUUGGAUGAUCUUAAGGCAGAGAAUGAAAUGUCUAUUGACGAGCUUAUGGCUAAAUAUGGUAACAUGUCGAAUGUACCAAUGGACGUGGACGAAGAUGAUGCUCAAGAUUCUGAUAAAGAAACGGACCAAGAAAAAACACAGGAGAACGAAGAGCAAGCGAGUAGUAGCGAGAGUGAAAGUGAAGAAAGUGAUGAAGCUGGAGAAGAUUCGCAAAUUCAUAGCGAUACAGAAACAGAUGUAGGCCUAAAAUCUCUGCUUGAAGAUCCAUCUACUGAGAAAUCGUGUGAUAACAAGAUUUCAGAAACGGAUCAUGUGGACGCUCAUAAUGAAAUGGAUAAUGUUGCAGCUUUAGCAGAAAGCAUACAACCUAAGGGAAAUACAUUGCUCACUACUUGUGUCGUUACAAAAAUCCCGUUUCUUCUGAAACAUUCACUUCGGGAAUAUCAACACAUCGGAUUGGAUUGGCUUGUUACUAUGUACGAUAGGAAGUUGAAUGGAAUUUUAGCUGACGAAAUGGGUCUGGGAAAAACUAUACAAACGAUUGCAUUAUUGGCACAUUUGGCUUGUGAAAAGGGUAACUGGGGUCCUCAUCUUAUAAUAGUACCAACCUCUGUAAUGCUUAAUUGGGAAAUGGAAUGUAAAAAAUGGUGUCCAGGAUUUAAAAUAUUAACAUACUAUGGUACGCAAAAGGAGAGAAAACAAAAGAGAACAGGGUGGACAAAACCAAACGCUUUUCAUAUAUGUAUUACAUCUUAUAAACUCGUCAUACAAGAUCAUCAAAGUUUUAGAAGAAAAAAAUGGAAGUAUCUUAUUUUAGAUGAAGCUCAAAAUAUAAAGAAUUUCAAGUCACAAAGAUGGCAAUUAUUAUUAAAUUUUCAAACGCAACGGCGAUUAUUACUAACAGGAACGCCUCUUCAAAAUAAUUUAAUGGAGUUAUGGUCCUUGAUGCAUUUUUUAAUGCCAAAUGUGUUUCAAUCUCAUAGAGAAUUUAAGGAAUGGUUCAGUAAUCCAGUUACGGGAAUGAUCGAAGGAAAUAGCGAGUACAACGAGAAUAUUAUUCGUCGUCUGCACAAGGUACUGAGACCUUUUCUUCUAAGAAGAUUAAAAACUGAGGUAGAGAAACAAUUGCCAAAGAAGUACGAGCAUGUCGUCAUGUGUCGAUUGUCAAAAAGGCAGAGAUACUUGUACGACGACUUCAUGUCUAGGGCCAAGACGAAGGAAACUUUAGCUAGUGGAAAUCUAUUAAGUGUUAUUAACGUAUUGAUGCAAUUACGCAAAGUCUGCAAUCAUCCUAACUUGUUCGAAGUCCGACCUACCGUUUCACCGUUUCAAAUGGAAGCAAUAGAAUUUAUUACAGCUUCGUUAGUAUGGAAUGCCCUUGAUUACGAUCCAUUUAAACAUGUUGAUCUGUCCACAUUGAAUCUUUUAUUGAUCGACUUGGAAUUUACGUUGGCAGCAUUUGGAGCACAUAGAAUAAAGCGCUUACAAACUCCCGUAAAACUGAUAGAAGAAAUAGACAGUCAGUCGGACCCACCUCCUAGGUGUCCUUCUGGAAAAAUUAAAAUCAAUGUCAGAUUGUCGAAUCAAGUUAAACAGUCGUCGACUCCACAACCAGCUCAAACUAAAGUUAAAAAUCUAGCUGGUAUACUCCCAACUCCUAGAGUAGGCACGUCACCAUUGAUAAAAUCUUUGAACAAUCAAAGUACUCCAGGUCAAGGCGUAACAUUGCGAGUCGCAGGUGGUCAACAACUGCAAGGGUAUUCCGUACAGUUGGUUCAACAUCAAGGCAGUGUGAAAGCUAUCCCUGUUGGAACAUUGGCACAUAACUCACAAAGUACAACGAUUACAUCAACAACAGCAUCUAUGAAUGCACAAAGGAUUACAGUUGGGAAUGCAAAUAUUCGAGAUGGACUGCAAAGGUUGGCUACACAGACAGUUACAGUCAAACAAGGUGAUUCCGUCCAGAGAAUACCAGUACCCGGUUUUGCACAGCUGGUUCAAACCUCUACUGGUAGACAUAUCAUUUUGACUUCAAAUCAACAAAAUACUAACACAGUUUCAUUCCCCGUAAUGACGCCGAGUGGACAACGAUUAACAGUUCUAUCUAAAUCUCUAAUGGGCCUAUCUACUUCUGCGACCACGGUAAACAAAGUCGUUGGAGGAGUCGUUACGACUACGAGCGGUACUAGUGGGAGACCGGUAAUGAGGGUUCCACCUCUGAAUGUCGCUGCGUCUCAAGGACAGUCGACUGCUGGUAACGGACAAACCGCGCAUCAACAAACGUUGCGCUGUGGUAUCAUCACGAGGCACGCGCAAAAAGAAUCUGAAAAGGCACAAGCAAAGGAACAGCCUAAAUCAGAAUUUCAUUUGCCACAAUUGGAGGAAGAUCGAAAGCAAAGAAGACAAGCGAAACUUCGUUUAUUGGCAAACAUUAACGAAAGGCGAUGCGCAGCCUGUCCUUUAUACGGCGAAGAUUUAUUUACUGCUUUAAGAAUUGGGAAACCAUCCACAGCCUGUCGUUGGCACAACGGUCUUGUUCAUUGCGAAACAGCAAAGAUACCUAUUCGUACACGGAAGCAAUUUUUCUCCUGUACGGAAGCGUUAGCAGAAGCAAUACGAAGUACGGAACAAAUUGUCGAAGAGCUUAAAGAAAUUUUCGAAAGGUUCGUGGUUUACGUUCCUGCUGUACGCGCGCCAGUACCGCGCUUCCACGUCUCUCAUCCACCGCCACAUAAACUGUGGAGUCAGCGCCGUAUGCAGAUAGAACUACAACACGAAUUGUCACCAAAAAUGCAAUUAUUUCAUCCGGUGACCAGUUCGAUGAUAACCCAAUUCCCCGAGCCUAGAUUAAUACAAUAUGAUUGUGGAAAAUUACAGUCAUUGGAUCUUCUUCUUAGAAAAUUGAAGUCUGAAAAUCAUAGAGUUCUCAUUUUCACUCAAAUGACGAGGAUGUUGGAUGUACUAGAAGCUUUUCUUAAUUUCCAUGGUCAUAUUUACUUGCGCUUAGACGGCACUACUAGAGUAGAUCAACGGCAGGUUCUAAUGGAAAGGUUUAACGGCGACAAACGAAUAUUUUGUUUUAUACUAUCAACGAGAUCCGGUGGUGUCGGUGUAAAUUUAACAGGAGCAGAUACAGUUAUAUUUUAUGAUAGUGACUGGAAUCCGACGAUGGAUGCUCAGGCACAAGAUAGAUGCCAUAGAAUAGGUCAAACGCGCGACGUACAUAUCUACAGAUUGGUAAGUGAAAAAACUGUAGAGGAAAAUAUUUUGAAAAAAGCGAAUCAAAAAAGAUUGCUUGGGGACCUUGCUAUCGAAGGUGGAAACUUUACAACAGCUUACUUUAAGAGUUCUACUAUUCAAGAUCUCUUUAACAUCGAUCAUUCUGAAAACGAUGCGUCUACCAGAAUGGCAGAAGUACUCGAACAGAAAGAUCGAGAGAAAUCCAUGACUAAGGAUUCCUCGGUCGUACAGGUACCCUGCUUGUCUCAGCAUGUCGAAGAUAAAAUGGCAAUGGGUGCUCUUGAAAGUGCUCUUGCCGCUGCGGAAGAGGAUCUUGACGUUCAAGCAGCUAAAACAGCGAAGGCUGAAGCAGUUGCAGAUUUAGCAGAGUUUGACGAGAAUAUACCAUUGGAUGAUGCUGACAAGGAAGAUACUCAAUUUAGCAAAGCGGAACAAGAAGUACAGAAUUUAGUGUCCCAGUUAACACCAAUCGAACGAUACGCGAUGAAGUUUGUGGAAGAAUCCGAAGGCACGUUUUCAGCCGCACAAUUGGCAGCUGCCGAACGUGAACUCGAAGAACAGAAGAAAGAAUGGGAAAUGGAUCGUUUACGUGCGCUUCGUGAAGAAGAGGAAAGACGGAUGCGACUGGCUGACGACGACGAGAAACCCCUGACGUUUGGACGUGAGGACGCGCAGAAUCAGAUAUGGUUGUCAGACGACACGAUGGAGCCAAUGCCGAUGUGGUGUCCACCGACUCCUCCUACUACAGACAAUGACGUCUACAUCGAUUAUUCAUUGGGAUUUUUGUAUGAAAAUACGCCAAUGUCAGAGGCACAAUUACCUCCUAUCUAUGUUAAGAAAGAACAAAAACGAAGUAGAACCGACACUGGAAUAAAUGAACGAGAUGGACGACGUCCAGUUAAGAUGCGACACAAAGAGGAGUCGGUCUAUGCACCUCGAUCUCUCUUUGAUAGACCUUCUCCAGCCAUGAUGAAGAUUCGGCGAGAUAUGAAGUUACACAAAUAUCGUGAAAUCGUAAGACCUACUAUACCAAUCCCUGGUAUAAAACCGUCCCAUAUGGCGAAAAAUUCUGCGGAACAAGAACAGCACGUAUUGGAUUGGAUGAUACACGAAGAUUGGGCAUUGCUCCAAGCAAUUCAAGUUUAUCAAGGGUUGCCUCUUAAUUUAAUGAUAUUGUCUCCUGGACAUACACCAAAUUGGGAUUUGGUGGCUGAUAUCGUUAAUAACACUUCACGAAUAUACAGAUCACCUAAGCAAUGUAAAAAUCGAUACGAAUCUGUGAUCGUUCCUAGAGAGGAGGGAAAGCUUCUUUAUGAUACAACACCGAAGAAACAAAAGAAACAAAAAGGCGUUUAUAAAAUACCUCAAGUUUCGGAGCAACAAAGUAAAACGAAUAGACCAAUGCGAACGUCUCAGUUAUACAAUCAAGAUAAAAAUCAUUCGUUUACAAUGAUGUGUUGCCAGAGAUUCGAAACUAUUAAAUCUGUUUCCAAUAAAAGAACACCUACCGUUAAACCUCUAUUAGUAAAUCCUUUGAUGAAGAAUCCUACGAACGCAGCAGUUCUAGCUGAAUGUCAUAUUCAAUAUGACAAUCCACUAGCACCGAUAGAAGUCGCUACGCGAAGAGCUGAUAGGAUAGCAAAGGAAAAACUAAAGCACGCUGUUUUAACCGCGGAACAACAACAGCAAGUGGCAGCACGCUUGUUGCAGCAACAGCAGCAGCAACAGCAACAACAACAGCAACAGCAACAACAACAACAGCAACAGCAGCAACAACAACAGCAACAACAGCAAGCGCAACAGCAACAACAAGUUCAACAACAACAGGUGCAACAGCAACAACAGCAAAUUAAAUUACAGCAACAACAACAACAACAACAAUCGCAACAGGCAAUAUCGAAUGCCACACCACCUCAAAUGCAUCAGUUGGCACAAGUUGUGACUACGGUAACAACGAAUGCUUUAACGUCUAUGAAGACGGUAACGACAAUAAGCAAUGUUACAACUUGUGCCACGACGGUUGUCACCACAACGGUUAAAACGCGACAAGGUGGAACGUUAACUAUGCAGGACGUAAGAGCAACUCCAACUGUCGUUAGCGUAUCUAAUCUUCAAGCAGCUCAGAGGAUAGCUACUGCUGGUUUAGUAUCGGCCGCUCAGAGUUCCACAGGCGUGGCACAAAAAGGAAUAGUCGGUGUUACCGUUGCCACGGCAUCUGGUAGCAAGACACUGACAGCUGCUCAGCUUCAAUAUUAUCGUCAACAACAAGUUCUCUUGAGACAGCAACAGCUAAAGGUGUUGCAAGCACAAGCAGUCGGUGGUCAGAAAGUUUCAGUCGCCGUUUCUGCAGCUGCAGCACAGCAAAGAGCAACGUUAAUGAAACAAGGUAUUGCUGCUCCGACUGUUGCUCAAAGCAACGUUGGAAAGCAAACUGUAGCAAGAGCAGUGUCGGAAACUGAAAUGGCAGCUUUAAUAAAGAGACAGGCCUUACAGCAACAGGCUAAGGCGGUAGCUCAAGUUCAAGUACCCACUCAGUCGGGGCUUACACCGGCGCAAAUAUUUGCACAAACUGGAUUGCAAGUUCAGCAAACAGGUACAUCGGCUAGCGGUACACCGGUAGCUACAUUGGUGAAAGCAGCUAAUGUGGCCGGUGUAAGAGCCGCUACGCCGCAGCAAAUUCGACAGUUGGCUCUUCAUCCUCAAAUCAUCGCUCAGAGAAAAUUGCCAGCUCAAAAAGUUGCGCAAUUGGCUCAAGUCACUGCUAAAGGUGGAGUACAAACGCAACUGAUCGUUCAACAAAAGUCUUUACCUACUACCAUGACGAUGCAACAAAUUCAACAAGUGAUGAAGCACGUUCAGCCGUCGGCCAUGCAACAAUUUACACAUGUCUCGACGGGACAAACUGUUUCACAGCCAGGUCAAGUAGUCUUAGCCAAGUCUCCUUUGCAAACUCGAGUUAUACCAGUAGCUCCGGCUGCCUUGAAGCAAACAAUUCAAGUGGUAACUGCCAGUAACGCACAGUUAAGGCAAGCAGCACCGGUUCAAGGAAAACCGGUUGUUACGACAGCAAGGGGAAGUCCAGGUUCCAGUCAAGUUAGACUUCAAACUAUUGCACAUCCUGUUCAUCCGCAACAAGUACAACAACAACAGCAACAACAACAACAACAACAACAGCAGCAGCAGCAGCAGCAACAGCAGCAGCAGCAGCAACAGCAACAGCAACAACAAACACAACAGACACAGGAUACUCAACCCAAAUAACGUGGCUGGUAAAUAUGAAUUUUUAUAUGUUCGUGCCGAGAAGUUAUAGAUGUCCGAAUGUUAGACUUUAUAGUAGAACUUAAGUUCGAUUGUUUCUUCAAUAUUUACUAUAAUUCAUAAAUCAAAAAAAACAUUCCACGCUGAACUACAUAUAUGUUGCUUACGAUUUUUCGAUUUUCCUACACAAUGAAUUUACCGUGGAUACACAAGCAAACGUCGAUUAUGUGAAUAUUAAUUAGUAAGUGAUUUGAAAGAUUUGUUAGAUGGUAUUGAAUUGAUUUUUAUGAAAAUAGUACAUAGAUUUGACUGUAAAUUGUACAUUACAAUUAUUUCUUUUAAUUUGUUUAUGUUAUAUCAUUUUUGAGUUGAUAUAAUCAAGAGAAGUAUGAAACUAAUUACAUCAAAUCUAAGUUCUAUUCUGCUUUGAAACGUUACAAAAGUGCGCAUAAGUAUGAUAUAAAUAUAUGUUUGUCAGAUUAAUCAUGUAGAACCUCAAGAUUAUUUCGACGAAUUAUAGUAAUAAAUGACUCUGUAUACAUAAGUGCUUCCGAUUUCUAUCAUAUAAUAACGUAAAUUGUAAAUUGAAUUGUUCACAUUCUUGUGCAAUGUUGUUUAAUCUGACGUUAUGUAUGUAAAAAGCUGAAAUAUUAUUUACGACAACAUUAAUUUUGGUGUUACUAAUUGACACUUUACUAUCAUUUUAGAACAGACUUUUACGUUUGCUGUCAUCCAGUAAAGGUUUUCUUGUGUAUUAUUAGCGUUUUAUCCGUAAUAAAUAUUUUUGUAAUAUGUACAACAUUGUGUACAUUGUUAAAUGAAGGAAGAAAAAACCAUGACACAAGUUUUAUUAAAAAUUGUGGCAACAAACGUAAUACUGGACAAAAGUGGUGAUGGAUAUGGAUAAUUAUUAGUGUUAUAAUAAUAAAAUAUCGUGGUCUUUUGUUGCCGACGUUGAUUAAAAUCAGAAAUCUUGUCGCAUGACUAUACGUAUAUAUUACUAAUUAUUAAUAUUUUUAUCUCUGAUUUGCUGUACAAUAUGCCAUCAUAUCGUCUCGAUAGAAAAAAAGCAAAAUUUCUUAAAAAUGUCAUAUAGAAAAGGAAAACGGCCAUACGAGUUAACGUGUAAAAUGAAUGGUCAAAAUGUCAUUUUAUAACGCGACCCUAGUGAGAUAAACAAUUUUUUAUGUUAUAUCGCAUAUAAAGGAUCGCGUGAUGCUUUCUAAGCAUACAACCUGAAAUCAGAAUACGCUUAAUUCACGAAUACGCGUAAAAUGAUAAAAAGUUAAAAAGGGAAAAAAAAAAACGUACAUUUACUGCGUCUGUACAUGGAUCAGUUACCUAUAGGAUUUAAGACUUAAGUAUAUCGCUCGCGAUGAUGCGAUGUUUGUACUAGAAUCGUCGUAGAAUUGAAUAAGAUUGUAACAAUAAUAUAUAUGUACAUGUAUGUAUAAUUAUUGUAUUAUAGUAAUUAAAAUAAAAUUCUCAUAAGUAAGCCGAGAGGUUGGGGAGUAAA